This is a messenger RNA of Acromyrmex echinatior (Panamanian leafcutter ant), 1324 nucleotides long. RefSeq names its product ubiquitin conjugating enzyme 7 (gene Ubc7). The record is from RefSeq and is a predicted model, not a curated record. NCBI's taxonomy places the organism in Eukaryota, Metazoa, Arthropoda, Insecta, Hymenoptera, Formicidae.
GCGCAGGAUUGUGCGAUUUUUAGGUUAGGAGGAAACUGGAGAAAACAGCUGAUUUAGAUCUUCAUGUGAGGAAAACUUAGAGGUUUAUCGGAUCCCGGCCGCCGCGGCCAUUCUUCGGGGUCAACCUUAAGAGAGACUUUGCGGGAGAAAUCAUCCAACGAUUUAACGUUUCGCAACAGCCGACGAAUCAUUCGCAUGAUUUAAACGAUGGCAGGCUCAGCGCUCAGACGACUUAUGGCGGAGUACAAACAGCUAACCUUGAACCCGCCGGAAGGUAUCAUCGCCGGCCCGAUUAACGAGGAAAACUUUUUCGAAUGGGAGGCCCUCAUCACUGGACCUGAAGGAACCUGCUUUGAAGGUGGAGUGUUUCCAGCUAAAUUAAUAUUUCCUCCAGAUUAUCCAUUAAGUCCUCCAAAAAUGCAGUUUACCUGUGAGAUGUUCCAUCCCAACAUUUAUGCAGAUGGAAGAGUCUGCAUAAGCAUAUUACAUGCACCUGGUGAUGAUCCAAUGGGUUAUGAAAGCAGUGCGGAAAGGUGGAGUCCAGUACAGAGUGUGGAGAAGAUACUGUUGAGUGUUGUAAGUAUGUUGGCUGAACCAAAUGAUGAGAGUGGUGCCAAUGUGGAUGCCGCCAAGAUGUGGAGAGAAGAUCGUGCGGAGUUUGAGAAGAUAGCUCAAAAGUUGGUGAGAAAGACUUUGGGUAUUCCACCUUAAAAUAGAAUCCAUCUGUUAAAAGAAAGGAAAAAGAAAAAGCUCGAAAGCGGCGGGUAUUAUUACUUUUGUCGGUUGAUGUCGAUAUAUUUCUGUAGGAAAUAAUAAAUUUUUAUCUGUGCAGCAAAUGAAUCUCUUGUGUGCAAAUAAUUCUUCGCGCACGUUCCACUAAUUAUUUGCGCACGGAAAUAUAUUGUUGUGAAUUUUACACUUAUAAAAGAGUAACUCUUCGAUGAUAGGAAUCAAAAGUGUUAAUCUCAAAAAAUGUUUAUUUUCAACAUUGCAGUACAAACAUGGGUAAUCAAAUACAUACGCGAUUAUCUCAUACGCUUACAUGUACCAUUUCAUUGUGACAAACCGAUAACGAAGGACAGGAUUCGUUUCUUGUGUUCGGGUGCGUGAUUGACGUUAAGUAUAAUAUAUAUUAGUAUUUAAAAUUAUCAACUGAUCCCACAAAUUAUCCUACGGCGAUGUUAAAGUAAUUAUCACAUUCGCAUAUGGUGUUAUAUUAUUCACAUGUAAAUGUAUAUCGGCGAAAACGCAUUAUCAACUAAUGUGUUUGAAUAUCUUUUAAUAUUUAAAGAGAGAAAUACAGAUUAAAUAAAUAUAUUCAUAG